UGUUAUAAAAUUUUACAAGUACCGUGAGUCACCUCACCAGGUAAACUGACACACCAUACUAUGGAGAGACUACCUUUCUUUGUUGACAUCGUUAGGAUAAAGUACAGAAUUAUAAUAUCAAAAAAUUACACCAAAGAUGUGAGAGUAACUGAAAAAUUGAGUUUGGAGAAGAUGGGUUAGUGAUAGAUUUACAAUGGAAUGCUCUGAAAUACAAAAUAGUUGGAUUUGUCGAUCUUGCACAGCCAAAAAUUCAUCAGAUAUUGUUUCUUGCUUAGCAUGUAAACAAAAGCGACUAUUAGAUCCCUUUAGUUCUAGUUCUGUAUCAUUAAAGGAUGUAGAAUAUGUAGACUGUUUUUGUGAUAGCAAAGGAGCUAAACCAAAACAGAAAAAGUCUGAUAGUAACUCUGUAAAUCAGAAACCAUUAAAAUCAAGAGUACCACUAGCUAAUGUUACUGGUAAAACUAUUGAAACAGUAAUUGAUGUUGAAAGUUAUAGUCGUUGGCAAUGCGAAAAGUGCCCAAAUCUAAACGUUCAAAGUGUUCAAUUUUGUACUUCUUGUGGAGCAGGUAAAGAGAAAGAAGUGAUUUUGAUAAAUGAUGACGAUGACUAUACUGUAACUUAUAAUCAUAUUAAUACCGAGCAAACAACCGUGUUAAAAACACUUAAAAUGGCAGAUCAAACUGUUGCCAUGGAUAUAGAUUUAACUGUAGAUUGGCAAUGCAGACGAUGUACUUUGAAAAAUUCAGGGAAUAAAACUCGUUGUGACAUGUGUGAAUCUCCUCGGGAAAUUCGCCUGCCAACUGUAGAUGACGUGAAUGAAAUUUCUACAGUGGACUCUGGGUACAUGACCUCUAAUAGACGUGGUGAACCCGACGGCAUGGAGAAUGAAAUGUAUCCACAGAAAAAUGAACAAAAUUCUAAAAAUACAAAAGAUGAGCAUCCUCAGGCUCAUCGAAGUAUAUCAAAUCCAGUGACUGGAAAGGAAUGGACAUGCAUUGUAUGUAGUUUCGAUCAAAACCCAGACUUAAAUGAUCAGUGUCAAGUAUGUCGUGAUGGUAGAAAACCAACAAGCAAAUCUAAACAGUUUCAUGGCAGAGUAAGCAGUGAAUCACCUAGCCCUGCACAAAAGUUACCUUCUAUAGCACCUAGUAAAUCAUCUCCAAGGAAUUCUGCUCAGUCUAGUCAGAGUAACAGUGACCUAGUUUUGGAGGAUUGGACAUGUGCUAGGUGUACAAUGAAAAACAAAGCAAUUGCCAAAUCAUGUGCUAUGUGUUUUGCCAAGAAAUCAAAAGCGGCAUUAGUUGGUGACAAUGACUGGGUGUGUGCCAUGUGUACAUUGAAAAAUUCUAUUGGACAAUUAGUUUGUGAAGCUUGUGGAGAGAAGAAUGAAAAUGCACCUCCUUCUACAUCCUCUGGGAAUAAAAAAGGGGGAGUAACUCCUUCAAAUGAAAAAUCUGUGAUAAACAAGACUGAGCAAGCUAGAAAGAAUUUGCAUAAAACUGGGUCAAGUAAAAGCUUGGAUUUAGACAUGAACAAGACUGAAAAUGUUAAAGAGAGAAACAAAGGAUCAAACAAAAGUGACGGGCUUGAUAUUCUUAAUUUAGAAAAAUAUAAAAUAAAAAAUGGUGUUCAAAGCAAAGAUCAAUAUUUAGAGAAAAAAUCAAUUACAAGAACACCUGAACAAGAACCAAGUCGAAAGAUAGAAGAGAAAAAGAACACAAGUCUAGAUAAGUUAAGAAAGGACAAAAGUUUAGAAAAGGACAAAAAAGAUAAAAGUUUAGAGAAGAAGAACAAAAAUUCAUUAGAAAAAGAUAAAAAGAACAAAACCCCAGAUAAAGGAAAGUUCAGUCUGGAAAAAGAACAAAAGUGGAAGUGCUCUGCAUGUACCUUUCAAAACCAUGCAAACUUGGUGCAGUGUAUGAUGUGUGGGACAAUGAAAGGUUUAGAAGGGUCAGGUCUACCUUCUGUUGGUUCUUUACAGAAACAACAAAGUACUCUGAUGGAUGAUAUUAGAAAGACAGAAGAGAAUGAUGCAUUAGAACUGUGGCAGCAUAUAACGUUAUUCUGUAAACAGAAUAAUGAACAGUUUAUAGAUGAUUCAUUCCCUCCGACCUCUAAAUCAUUAUUUUGUGAUGAGACCCAGCCUUUUACUAACACACCUAUAGUAUGGAGUCGUCCUAAAGAUGUUGCUGCUGCCCCUGGGGAGGGGAAGAUAGGAUGGAAGAUUUACAGAACACCUAUGCCAGAGGAUAUAUCUCAGGGAGUCUUAGGAAACUGUUGGUUUUUGAGUGCCUUAGCAGUAUUAGCAGAAAGACCAAACUUGGUAGAAAACAUUAUAUUAACAAAGGAAUAUUGUCCUCAUGGGGCAUACCAAGUUCGGUUAUGUAAGGACGGCAAGUGGCAGAUAGUUCUAAUUGAUGAUCUCUUACCAUGUGGAAUGCAUAAUAACCUGGUUUUCUCACAGGCCAAGAGAAAACAAUUAUGGGUUGCCUUAAUAGAGAAGGCAAUGGCAAAGCUCCAUGGUUGUUACGAAUCAUUGGUGGCAGGCAAAUGUAUAGAAGGGUUGUCUACCCUGACUGGUGCUCCUUGUGAAAGUAUUGAACUUCAGCGUAAAGACAGAGAAGAAGAAAUUGACCCUGAUAUGAUAUGGGCUAGAUUAUUGAGUUCUAGAGAAUCUGGGUUUCUGAUGGGAGCAUCGUGUGGAGGAGGGACAAUGAAGACAGACGAAGAAGUGUAUGAGAACUUAGGACUACGACCAAGACAUGCUUACUCCAUCUUAGAUGUACAAAAUAUAGAAACUAAUAGGUUGAUAAGACUUAGAAAUCCAUGGGGACGAUUUUCCUGGAUGGGAGACUGGUCAGACAAAUCUCCAUUGUGGAAUAAGAUAAGUUCAGCUGCUAGAGAGGAGAUUAUGUUACAUGGUGGUACAGAGGGGGUAUUCUGGAUCUCAUUAGAAGAUUUACUCAAAUAUUUCGACAGUGUAGAUAUCUGUAAGGUUAGACCUGACUGGAGAGAGACGAGGGUUGAUGGAACGUUUCCUGUAAAUGCUCGAGAGGACUUUAAGAUGGUUAGAUUAACUGUAUUUUAUACAUCAGAAGUUGAAGUUGGGGUCUUCCAGGAAGGUGUGAGAGGAAACGGUAAUGGUAAACAGUCAACAGCUGACCUCAGUGUUCUGAUACUCAGGGACUCCUCUAGCCCAACUCAAGCCUUUGGACCUUUGGUAACCAGUAGUAAGCGACAGCUGAAGAGUUUUGUUGGAUGUCGAGCUAUGUUAGAACCAGGGGAAUAUGUGGUUGUUACUCUUGCCUUCAAUAUAUGGACACUAAGUACCAAACCUCCAGCACAGAGAUGUAAUUAUGUGAUGUCCAUACACAGUUCUAAAGCAUUGAUGGUAGAGGAAGUUAUUACAAAGACAAGGAAAUAUGAAUAUGCAUUAGCUGAUGCCAUAUAUCAACUGGCUAUUUGUAAAGGACAGAGAGAAGGGAUUCGAGAAACAGUGACAGUGUAUUCCUUGAUGCAAGGAUGGUCAGGUGGUCUAUAUGUAGUGGAGAAUCGAUCCCCUGACAGAUCUAUACAUGUACAGUGUGACUGUAAAGAGAGUACUAAUGUUGUAUCAACCAGAGGCAACCUGACAUCUGUAGAUUCUAUACCUCCUCUUCACAGACAAGUUAUAAUGAUUUUAACACAACUGGAAAGAACAGCACCCUUCCAUGUAUCAAGACGACUUCUACAUCGGAUGAACAUGACACCCACAGGACUUGGAAACUGGGCGCCACCUGGUGUUAAUCAUGAACCAUGUUUGACAUUGAAUGUAGAAAGUCUCCAUGCACCAAGACCAUUGUAGUGAACAACUUUUAAAUGCAAUACAAUAUAAAGUGUAAAAAAUUCACUAGAACUGCUGUAAUACCAUUGUCUUGUUAUAAAUUAUAAAAUCAGUUAAAAAUUAUCUUUUAUGUGAAAAGGUAAACCUGUUAAGAGUCACGGUGCCAAUCUAAUAUCAGAACCAGUACCUGUGACACAUCCCAAUGAAGAUUCAGUUUAGACGGUUUACUUUCUAUAAUUUUCAUCUGUCUACACCAUUUAAAUGUUGAAUCAAAGUGAUUAUUUACAUGAGUAGAGUUAUUAUAUAAUCGUUGAUAUGCAAAAUUAAGGAGGCACAAUAUCAGCAGUAAAAUCUGCCUAAACUUGGAAGAAAUAUUGGGAACAAUAUAUUAAAAAAAUACCUCAGAAAAGGCAACUGUGCAAUUAUUUCUAAAAUUAAAAAAAACAAAACCAUAAUCAUUUAAUAUCAAACUAAUCAGAUAUGCAAAGUUCAAAUCAGAAGUAUUGCAAUAUACCAUUUAUUGAAAUUCAUAAUUUUCAAGGAGAGAAAGUAAGAUCAUGGAUACAAUCCAAUCACUAGGUUAGAUCUCAGUUUUAUUUUAAUCAUAUCAAGAUAUAUCAUAUGAUGUGUAAAUAAAUUACUAUGAUUCACAGAAGCACAGCACCUGUGUUUCUUUUAGAAAUAUUUAGAAAUAAUCUCUCUUAGAUUUGUCAUCAUGAGUUGUGUCCCUUGUUAUUGUUGUUUCUUUAGUUGAUAAUUGUUUGAAUGUUCACUGCUGCCUUAUUAAGUAUAAAUUGUGAUUAUAUAGUGUCAGAUUACCCAUAUUUUUUCAGUAUUUAAAAGAUGUUUAGUUAUUAUCUCAGGUUUUAAAGAUGUUUAAUGUAGCAAUAGGUCACAAGUGGAAAACUAUUUGAAAUUCUAUCUAAAUAUUUGAUUUUUAACCACUUGUUUUCAAAUUAUUGUCAAGUGAUUUCUUUUCUGAAUUUGAGAAAGCAUACAGUAUAAAAAAAAUAAAUGACUUUUUAUAAAAAAUAAUUUUUAAAAAUGUAGUUUUUACUAAAGAUUAUUCUGUUUUAAAUGGGAAAAAUUUUAUGAAAAUUAUGACAAUUGGGAAAGAAAUCCCUUCACAAUAAGCUUUAGAAAAUUUGUGUGAUUUCAAAUGAAAUAUGAAAGGCUUCUUAUGAAUGACAAAAUGCUACAGGAUCUGAUUAGUAUUUGAGGACAUGGUAAACAUCAUUCUAUAUACUUUUAUAAGAAAAAUACUCUGUUGAUGUUAUGUUUACCUUCUCAUUUGGAUUUGUAACAAGUAACAGAAAGUACCAGUAUGUAGAUAUAUCUAUUAUUUAAUGUCAUGAAAUUACCAAUUUUUAUAAUGUCUUGAAACUACCAAUUUUUGUAAUGUCAUCAAAUUACAGAUUUUUAUAAUGUCAUGAAAUUACCAAUUUUUGUGAUCAAAUGCACAUAAUAUUUCACUUAUUAGUUCUGAACUUUUUGCCUUUUUCUUUUAAAUAGAUCCAUCCCAUCUCUGUCAAUAUGAAGACUUAAUUGUUUAAAAGAAAUCUAAAUAAUUGAACACUAAUUGUCUGUUAUUUAUGUUUAAAUAACUCAAUAGUAAUUCAAAAUUGCUUUGGUGUUUAAACUGGUUUGUCCCACAACUGUCGUGUGAUGAACACUUGUAUUAAAUCAUGACUUUUUUCAUCUUUUCCAUGGAAUGUUUUCAUGUUUUCUUAUGUAUUAUUUUAUACAAUAUAUGGAGAUUCUUUAUAAAUGUAAAUUUUGUUUUCAUGAAAAAUAUAAGUUUGAAACAUUUAUAUUCAUAGGAAUGUUUUACUACCGUAGAAAGGCUUGUAUAGUCCGCGGUUUUUGUCUCCAAAAUUGGACCUUCCAGACGGGGUGCGGACUAUAGAGUACAAUAAGCAAGAAAUAUGAGAAAAAUUUCAAUUUCGCAGGCGAGGUGGUUUGUUUACGUUCCGCCAUCUUUGUUAUUUAUAUUGUAGAGGGCGCUCUUAUCAUUUUUCAAACUAAUAAUUUUAACUCAUCCAUAUUAAUAAGUUAUUUCUAUUCAAUAUCAAAUUAAUACUGAUAAAUAUAAAAACUAAACCUUUCAUUACAAAUUUCUCGUUUCUUUUCAAUGCAUUGGUUGAAAUAAACUGGUAUCUGCUUGAUUGAAACGAUACAAACAUAGUGAAAAAGACAACCGUAAACCAGCUUAGAAUUUGUAAACUACAAAACGUAAUCGGUUAUUGUUCGUUCCGUUUUGGUGUUUCAUACUGACUAAUAUGGUUUGUAUUAGCUUAAGACCCUUCAAACAUUAAUGUGAUAGAUAUAUUAAAGACUGUUUUACAAAAGGAUGGAACUGUUUUACUUUCAAAGUCGUAUUAUAGUGAUAUCUGUUAUGUACGGAUUUCGACUCUCACCGGUUAAUUUCUUCUUUUACACGUGCUUUUUAAACUUCCUGUUUAAACAUACACAGGUUUCUAAAUUGUUUUUUUAAGUGAAUUAAACUUAUUUUAACAAUCAUGAAGCGUUCUAGAAUCAUUUACAAGCAGUUUCAGCUUCUGUUUGAUGAUGGAAAACAGAUUUUUCCAAGAAAAUAACGCAAACGACCGCACAGGAUUUGAAAUUACCGGAGUUUCAUAAGACCUUUUCUAACAGUUACAAAAAGUUUUUUUACCUAAAAUUUCGUGGGGAGAAGGGGGUGCGGACUAUGUGCCAGUGCGAACUAUACAAGCCUUUCUACGGUAUGUGUUAUGAAGAUGGAGAAACUAUUUACUGUAAUUCUGAAAUAACUGUGUGCAUUUAAUAAUGUGAUUGUUUGUCAACAGACAUAAAAGCCUUUAUAGAAUUCAGGAACAAACAAAUAUGAAAAAAGACAUCACAAACAUUCAGAAUUUACUGUAUUUGUAAAAACUGAUAUUGAAAAACAUUGCCUGUAAAAACUUAGUGAGGAUUUUUCCGAAUGGGGUUUGUAUUGAAUUAUCUUUAAUGUUAUUUGAUGAAUGAAUUAUAAACUUAGUUUCUUUCUUUUAAAAAUUGUAAAUCUUUAUUUAGCAUUAAAACUUACAUUUGUGCGAUAAUCUGUGAUAUAUGUUUUAUUACCAUGACAAUUUUAUGAAUGUCAUUUUAAGGUUAGAAUUAAACAGUUUGAAAUGAAAAUUUUUAAAGUGCAAAAGCAUGUGAAUGAAAAAAAUAGUUCACAUAAUAUUGAAAUAAGAUAUAUACAUCAUUUUGGAAUUUUAAUUUAAUUUGUAUGUCAUGUAUGAUGACAAAGAUAGUAGGUCAACGUUUCAGGCUAAUCAGUUAUUGUGCCAUGUAGCUUUAUUUUGAUAUUAUUGAAACAUUUCAUAGGGUAAAAUUUUAAGAUAGAAAUAACAAGUAUUUAAGAAAACUUUUUAAAAGAACUUGAGUGUAAAUUUCAAUUAAAAAUAAUUAAUAUUUUAAUAUGCAUUUGAAAUUGUACAUAGAAGGAAUUAACUUGAAUCUGAAUUGAUGCAUUUAAUUUUUCAUUUGCCAUAGAGUGUGCAAUAUGAAUUAGGUGUUGGCUAUCCCAUUAAAAUGUAUGGGGGAAAGUAGGAAGGCACUUCCUUCACCUCCUACCCACAGGCAACACACUUGCUUUGAUUAAUUUUACAUAUACUAAAUGGACUAACAACCAUAAAUGUCCAACAGAUUAUGUCAAAAAAAUAAACUUCCUUUCCUAUCCUCCCUCAUUCAGUUGAAUGGAAUAGCCCUAAGUUUUCUUGAGUUAUUAUUUCAAUAUAUGUUUUAUUUUAUGGGUGCAAUUUGAAGUUGAUUUUGGUCAUUUUUCAUCUCAUGGCAUCAUAAAAUUUUCAAUUACCAUAAAAUCUGAGGUAAAAUGUCUCCAAACUUGUACAGUUUAUCUAACUGCAACAUUGUCUUCAGAUAAAGUAAUGUAAAGCAUACAGGAUUUGUUAGUCUUAUAUUUACUAUGGCAGGUCAUCAAAUAAAACUAAAUUGGUUGAAUUUAUUUCCCUGAUGAAAAAAAAAGUAUAGAAAAGGGGUAUUAUUUGAGUUUUCAAUGUUGUGGACUGCUAUUUGUCUUGUGAAAUUUUGUAUGCAUUUAGAACUUGUUGAAAUGAAUUUGAUUUAUGUUGCAUUUAUAUUUCUAGAAAUACAAUGAAUUUUAAAUUUGUAAAAUUUGUGGUAUAAUUAUUUAGAAUUCGUGUAAUAGGAGUGCCAUAAAAAGGAAUUACUUUGACUUUUAAAUGGAAUUGUUUUUAAAUUUUGAUCUUUGUUUAAAAAUAUUGUUAUUACUAUGAGCACUGCUGUUUUAAUGAUAUGAAAAUUAUGAGAUUAAAGUAUUCAGAUGCAGUUCCAUGAGUUUAAAAUGAAUCAAAUAUUCAUAAAAAACACUCAAUAAUGUAUAUUUUGCCUAAAUUUAGAAAUUUUAUGUAAAUAUCAGACUGCAUAGAAAUUGAAAAAUGUACUUCAACCAUUCUAUUUACAGAUUAAAACAUUUUUUAUGCCCCAGCCAUAGCGGAGGGGGCAUUAAGUUUUACCCUUGUCCGUCUGUACGUACGUGCGUACGUCCCAAAAUUGGUUUCCGUUCUCUAACUUGAGUUUGCCUCAACCAAAUGUUAGGAAACUUAUAGACAAUGCUUAUUACCACAAAACACAGAUCAAGUUUGAAUUUUGGUGGCGUCACUUUAACUGUUCUAGAGUUAUGCCCUUUAUAAAUGGAAAAAUUGUAAAAUUUUUAGUUUCUGUUCUCCAACUUAAAGGGAAACUCCGCAAAAAAAUGAAAAAUUGAUAUUUUGUUCUUUAAGCAUAAAAAACCACAUGUUCAUAAAUAAAAAACUUUUAUUCUCUAUGUAAAGAGAUCAAAAUCGAUUUUUGAAAUUCACUAUCAGUUCUCGACAUAUCGCCAUCUUGUCGGCAUGUUCGAUCUAAAAAGUCACGUGAUAUCUAUAAACCACAAAGAACAAAAAGAAUCGGGGAUUUACCGACCGUGCGUUAAAACUCCCAUCAUCAAUUGGGGAUUACCGUAGACGGUUAUUCAGUGUCAAAUGUCUUGUCAAGCGUACGGUUGUUCUGUCAGACAAGGUUAUGACAAAAGUCUACAUAGUUUUCCCAAUCCCACAAAAAAUGAAAGAAUUGUAUGAGACAUGGUUGUACAACCUUAAAUUAACAGCAAAUAGUUGCAUCUAUAGCAAGCACAAGUUGGUGUUUGAAGACCAUUUUGAACAAUAUUGUUUCGAGGGAGAUUCGAUGGUAUUUAUCCCUUUUUAAUAAAAAAAAAAAUUAUAGAUUUGAUGAGGAAGAACAGUUUCAAUUAUAAGAAAGACAAAUGCAGUGUUCUUGUAACAAUCACUGAUUUACAGAAGAUUCAUUAGUAUGCCUCUUUUAUAUAAAGUGCAUUGAUUUGUAUAAAGAAUAGUUCCGUAUUUAGACAAGAUAAUUUUUCAAUUAAUAAAGUUAUACGAUAUAAAAUAAUUUUUUUUUAAUUAUGAUAUUUAACGGCUAUUGACAAGGAGCAAUGUUAGGAAGAGGUUUUAGCUGGGACAUAAUAUGUUGAUAUAGUAUAAUAUUCCAAGGUUAUAGAUAUGUAAAUAACGAAAUAUCGGACAUCUCAAUUUUUUUUAUUAAAAGUGGUUUUUUUAACUAAUCUUUAAAUUAUAUCAAAUUGAUACGGGAUCUAUUCGGAACGGUCACUUAUAAAGACACUUAGCUUUACAGUUAAAUGUGUGACUCUAUCUGGUAUGUUCGGUGAAAAAUUUAUAGUUUUUUUUUCUGUUUAAAUUAUAUUUACGUUAUCUUAUUAUGUAUAUAUUUUGGCUUCCUCCCGAAUUGAUAAUAGGUAUGUCAGAAUUAUUGAUAGAUGUCGUGUCAGAGCGACACAUUCAGUUAGGUAUUCAAAGGACGUAUAUUAGAUACACGUCCCUGGGUAUUCCAGUGACAUCCUGUCAACUAAAAAUUCGUAUUACACAAUUAUAUAAUACAGGUUCAUGCAUGGCCUCUUUAUUGAGGUACCCGGUGUGCACAGGUAACAUUUAUUGAACCAUAUAUUUGUGUCUAACGUUGUUUAUCUUGUGUGUGUUUGAAAUUAUAAUUCCACCUUUUAAUGAAUGAUGUUCGGAUAAUAAUAUUAUCCACUAUUUUUGCUGAUAAUAAGUUUAAAAAAAUUAUAAACAUGACCUUUGAACAUUUGAAAUGAAUAUUGUUUUGUCAUGAUUCUGGACCAUAUUUUUGAGAAAAAAAAAUUCUUCACGCAAAUACAAGCUUUUGUCGAUUGACAAACAUGCAGAUAUAUAAAGUAAUGCAGCACUUAUAGUCACUAUCAAUAUUAAUUCAUUGAAGAUAAGAGAGCCCCUUCUAUGUCUAAUGUCUCUAUCUUUAUAAGGAUUAGGACGACAUGGGAAAAAGGAGCGGAGAUAGAGUGGCAUAGUGAAAAAAAAUAACCGAAUAGAGAACAAUAUAGAGAAUGAUCGACGAAAAGCGAAAUAAUUAUUGUAAAGGAGCGGAGAUAAAGAGAGGCAUGGUGAAAAAAAAUGUUUGCUUGACAAAGUUAUUGCUCGCUUUGAUAUUUUUAGUUAUACAAAAUCACACAUCGUGUACCUAAUUGGUAUUCACGUGCACUAACUUGAUGCUUGGAACAGUAUAUUAAUAUAUAUGUUCCUGCUUGAUGUGUAAAGUUUCUGCAUAGCAUGGUUAAAAAUAAUUAGUAUCCAAUUUGUUAUAUCGUAGUGUCACGGUGUUACUUUGUUAAAUUUAUUUAGUUUGUUAAUGAUUGUGUAAAUAAGAAUAAAUCUGUAUAAAACUUCAUACCAUUUUAGUGAUUGCCUAUAGGCGUUUGAUUAUUGUUACAUUUAAGAUAUAUAUAUAUAUUUAGAACCUUUCAUACAUCUUAAAGUAAAAGAUGUGUGUCAGAGUUAAACGACACAAGAACCCUGUAAUACUAGUACGAGAGUAUAGCAUGUAAAAAUUCCUACUCAAUAUGGUUGUAUUGGAAAUCUUUUCAUACAGAUUGACAACUCAUGGUCCGACAUGCAUGUAAUAUUUGCCACAUGACGCUCAUAGUUCUUUCUACCAUCAUCAUCUUAUUCAUUAAAUAUUGCUGUAAACAUCGAUGGUUCACACCCAAACAAAAUGGGAGUAAUAUACCUUCAGAUCUUUUCCGUGGUAUACACUUGUGAAAUAUAUAGACGAAAUUCGGUAUUGAAGUGAAUCUACAUCUCACAAACACAAUUUUUGAAUUACGAUUUUGAGUGAACACCCACCAAACCAAUACAAACGUAUGGCAAGAUAUAACCAUGCAGGCAUUUAGUUUUCGUCAGUCACAAGAUAAAUAAUCACUCUCAUAAACGUAUAUAUGCAUGCAGUUUCAAAUAUCAAGAACAAGCGAUCGAUGUCUAUAAAUCAUUGUUAAGUCCGUUUUCUAACUGUUCAGAGUCAGACAUGUCAAUAGUUCAUUCUUGGAACCUUCAUAUACCCCAUCCGACGAUGGGAACUCUUUCUGGUAGUGUUGACAACAUAAGCUUGUUUAUCUGUACAAGUGGUUGCAUGGCCUCUCCUGCCCCAUCAAACAAAUACGCUACUAGUCUGCUAUCUCUGGAGCUCAUCCUCAAUGGCGCAUAUACGUUAGGAAACUUACAAGGAUACUAGUAAAGAUUUUUUCAAGAACAACGAGGUUGGGACGAACUGUUCUAAAAUCGUCAAUAUCAGUAAUACAUUACUAAGAUAUGCCUUUAAUUAUAACAACUGUAUUACUAAUUUGGAUUAAUGACGGCUAUCCUAAAAAAAAUCCUCAAACAAAUUAAUGUAUUAGCUUAGAUUUAUAAUGUAUGUAUAUUCAUUAAUGAAAUAAACGAUAAUUGGUAUUCUUUUCACAAAUAAUUUGUCUAAGGGAUUGUCAAAUGAAUUAAUUAUGUAAGAAUGAAAUGUUAAUAAGAAAAUUAAAAAAAAUCAUGCAUGU
Mytilus californianus (California mussel) is the source of this 11756-nucleotide messenger RNA. Its product is annotated as calpain-15-like. Gene Ontology annotation, cellular component: cytoplasm. Gene Ontology annotation, biological process: proteolysis. Gene Ontology annotation, molecular function: calcium-dependent cysteine-type endopeptidase activity. The record is from RefSeq and is a predicted model, not a curated record. Lineage: Eukaryota; Metazoa; Mollusca; Bivalvia; Mytilida; Mytilidae. The coding region runs from base 194 to 3844 and encodes 1216 amino acids. The transcript is spliced from 13 exons.